AUGAUUCAUAGUCUAUUCAUUAUUAAUGGAUCAGGAGAUGUCUUUAUGGAAAAACAUUGGAAAACCGUAGUAGGAAAAUCAAUAUGUGAUUAUUUUUUCGAAGCUCAAUCAAAAUGCACUAAUUCAGAGGAUGUUCCACCUGUUAUUGCUACACCUCAUCAUUAUUUGAUAAAUAUAUUUCGUAAUAACCUUUAUUUUGUUGCUGUACUUACCAAUGAAAGUAAGCUUAAAUUUCAAAUAUUUACUCAAACUUGA
This is a messenger RNA of Rotaria sp. Silwood2, 255 nucleotides long. The record is from the annotation of a GenBank genome assembly. NCBI's taxonomy places the organism in Eukaryota, Metazoa, Rotifera, Eurotatoria, Philodinida, Philodinidae.